AUGGAGAAGUUGGAAGCUGAGACAGAUGUGGAGCCCCAGGUGCGCCCUCGUUCUUGCACCUGGCCACCUCUUCCUGAACCCCCAUCGGAUAUGCCCUUGCCUCCUCCAGGCAUGGAUCCAGGGCAGAUGAGGAAAGCCAAGAGUUCACGUAGGAAUGCUUGGGGUAACUUAUCAUAUGCAGACCUCAUCACUAAGGCCAUAGAGAGCUCUCCAGAGAGGCGCUUGACCCUAUCCCAGAUCUACGACUGGAUGGUGCGAUUCGUCCCUUACUUCAAAGAUAAGGGUGAUAGUAAUAGCUCUGCAGGUUGGAAGAACUCCAUCCGGCAUAACCUGUCACUCCAUACACGCUUUAUCAGGGUUCAGAAUGAGGGAACAGGGAAAAGUUCUUGGUGGAUGUUGAACCCAGAAGGUGGUAAAACUGGAAAGACCCCACGAAGGCGUGCAGCUUCAAUGGACAGCACAGGGGGUAAAUUCCUUCGGAUAAAGGGCAAGGCUGGAAAGAAGAAGCAGCAACAGGUGCAGACGGCCCCAGAUCAGACAAAUGAGGGCAGCCCUUCCUCCCAACAUGCCAAAUGGUCAGAGAGCCCAUCUUCGCAUACCAGUGAUGACUUUGAAGUAUGGGCUGAUUUCCACAACAGGUCUAAUACCACAGUUGGCUCAGUGAGUGGAAGACUUUCUCCUAUCAUGUCUAAUCAAGAGCCAGAUGACUUAGAUGAUGAUGAAGUUGCACCCUCUUCUCCUCUUAUGUAUCCCAGCCCAUCCAGUGCCCUUUCACCUAGCGCUCGAUGCUCAGUGGAAAUGCCACGAUUAGCUGAGUUGACAGGCACUAUUGGAUUAGGUGAUGGGCUGGCAGACCACCUGAUGGACGAGUUGCAGGAUGGAUAUAGUGUGACAUCUGGGACAGCCCUACGUCAACGUAGUCCAGGAUUUUCCUUUUCCUCCAAGUGCCCAUCUCUGAGCCCUCCUUCUGGCACCUACUGUGGCUCUAUUUACAGCCAACCAGCUAUAGGCAUGAUGAGAAGAUUGCCUAUGCAGACAAUUCAGGAGAACAAGCAAGCUGCCUUCUCUUCAGGCAGUACUUACAGGAAUUCUUCCAUUCAAGAUCUCCUUUCUACCAUGACUUAUGGACAUAAAGAAGGUACUGCACAGGGAGAGACAGGGUUAUCCCCUGUGGUAGGAGCACAGCGUAACCAUAGACAGAACUCUGGCAUGUUAAGCAGCUGUGACUCAGGCCUGGUGCCCUACUCUACCAACUUGAUGAAGAAUCACAGCUUGUACCACCCAUCCACUCUUAACCAUCACUGCUCUGUCAAUAACAGUGCCUUAGCCAAUGCUGGUGGACUGGUGAACUCUGAGUCAUGUGGCUUGGCUUCAUCACAACAUCAUUCCUAUUUCAGCAACCAGGGUGGACAUGGGAGCUUACUAGAAGCUCCAUAUCAAGGCAUGUACCAUCACCACCACCACCACCAUCACCCACAAGUGUACAAUCAGGACAGAUUUCCUGCAGACCUUGACUUAGACAUGUUUAAUGGAACAUUGGAGUGUGAUGUAGAAUCAAUUAUUCUCAAUGACUUUAUGGAUAAUGAUGAGAUGGAUUUCAACUUCGACUCAGCUCUACCACCCCAGGGUGGAUUUACCAUGGCUGCUGCACCACAACCAGUUAAUCACAGCUGGGUACAAGGGUAAAAAGGGGUCAAGCCAUUUUCCUCUGAGCAUUGGGUUGGAUUCAAUACAUACCGUAAAUUGUCAAAAGACUUUAAUUUACCUUACUGUUCUAUAUAUGUACUAUGCUGUGGAGUAGCUGUACACAUACAGAGAGAGUCAAACCUAACAAUUACAGGAUAAUGUUUCUGAAAAAGAAGGAAGUUGCAUUCUUUACUAUCCCUUAUGUGCUACAAAGGUGGCAUGGGCUUGUUUAGAAAGGUAAAGGCAUAUCAUGCAUAGGAGACCUUGUCAUCUCAUCACCCCCUUUACAAACAUGAUAUGAGAUAAGAAGAUAUCCUCUGCAUGAUGGAUGGUGUAGAGUUUUUGAGACCUUUUGUUAUGAGUAAAGAACACCAUCUUUCAGAACUCAAAAUUGCUGUCAAUCUUUAAAAAACAAAGUAUGUUUUUAGUAGGUUAUGCUAUAAUAUUAUAAAAAGGGUCUCAUGCACAGGAUUUCAAUAGUAGAUGUAUUUAUUUAUAUAACCCUUUAUAUGAGAAACUUUAUUCAAUGCAAAGUUAUUUUUUCUUUUUUUUCUCACCUUAUAUGGA
Bombina bombina (fire-bellied toad) is the source of this 2253-nucleotide messenger RNA. It is a transcript of the gene FOXO6, whose product is annotated as forkhead box O6. The transcript has 2 exons. Gene Ontology annotation, cellular component: nucleus. The record is from RefSeq and is a predicted model, not a curated record. The coding region runs from base 1 to 1686 and encodes 561 amino acids. Gene Ontology annotation, biological process: regulation of transcription by RNA polymerase II. NCBI's taxonomy places the organism in Eukaryota, Metazoa, Chordata, Amphibia, Anura, Bombinatoridae. Gene Ontology annotation, molecular function: DNA-binding transcription factor activity, RNA polymerase II-specific; RNA polymerase II cis-regulatory region sequence-specific DNA binding.